[Torrubiella] hemipterigena is the source of this 3993-nucleotide messenger RNA. NCBI's taxonomy places the organism in Eukaryota, Fungi, Ascomycota, Sordariomycetes, Hypocreales, Clavicipitaceae. The record is from the annotation of a GenBank genome assembly.
GGUUAUUUUCUAACCGUUCCUAGUAUUUGCAAUUUGCCUUGUCGCAAAUGAUACAAGUAUUGGCGCUAUAAUUAAAACCCACACACUUUCAUAAUGGAAGCGAUGGAGGUCGACGUUGUUGCAGGCGUUAAGAGAAAGGCACCCGACGACGAGGCCAAACCAACCAGAAGAAUCAAAGCACUAGACCCUGAUGUCGUCAACAAAAUAGCAGCCGGUGAAAUCAUCGUAGCACCCGUGCACGCAUUGAAAGAGCUGUUAGAGAACGCCAUCGACGCAGGCUCCACGUCUCUGGAAGUCCUUGUGAAGGAUGGCGGCCUCAAGCUGUUGCAGAUUACGGAUAAUGGCUCCGGAAUAGAAAAAGCUGACUUGGCCAUUUUGUGUGAACGCCACACCACCUCAAAAAUCACCGAGUUCGAAGACCUCAACUCAAUUUCCACCUAUGGCUUUCGCGGCGAAGCUUUAGCAAGUAUUAGCCAUAUCGCCCAUUUAACAGUUACAACCAAGACCAAAGAUUCAGCCUUGGCAUGGCGAGCGCACUACCUCGAUGGAAAGCUCGUACCGCCGAAACCUGGGCAGCCAGCCGAGCCCAAGGGCAUAGCUGGACGCCGUGGAACUCAGAUUUCAGUGGAAGAUUUGUUCUUCAAUGUUCCGACAAGACGAAGGGCCUUUCGAUCUCAUGCUGAUGAGUUCAAUAAAAUCAUUGACAUGGUGGGACGCUAUGCAAUCCACUCAGCCGGAGUUGGCUUUUCAUGUAAAAAGGCUGGUGAGGCGUCCACCAGUUUGUCAAUACAGAGCGCUGCGACGACGAAUGAUAGAAUACGGCAAAUAUAUGGUGGCAAUGUUGCGAACGAGCUAUUAGAAAUAGGCGCUGCUGACGCAAGAUGGGGCUUUACAUCCUCAGGUCUUGUCACGAAUGCCAACUAUCACAUUAAGAAGACGACCCUGGUAUUGUUCAUUAACCAUCGUUCGGUGGAGUCUACUCAUAUCAAAAAGGCUAUUGAGCAAGUAUACUCGACCUUUCUGCCUAAGGGAGGGCAUCCGUUUGUAUAUCUCAGCAUCAGCAUCGAUCCCGCCCGCAUCGACGUCAAUGUGCAUCCCACAAAGAGAGAAGUUCACUUCCUGAACGAAGACGAGAUUGUGCAAGAGAUUUGCAAGAAACUCGAGGCUAGCCUAGCAGCAGUAGACACCAGCCGAACAUUUCAGACUCAAACACUAAUCCCUGGGGCGCGCCAAGUCGACUCUGGAGAUGACGACGCCAAUUUCUCGACCAAGACUCCAAUGACCAGCAAGAAGCUGCGCCGCUACUCCAACGAUCUUGUACGUACGGACAUGUCUGAGCGCAAGAUCACCAGCAUGUUUUCAUCUGCAGGCGUCGGGGAGUCACCUGUGCCAAAUACUCGAUUUGACGAGCCCGUAGCUGUUCCAGAAUCCAUUGACUAUGCGGAAACGGGGAGGGAAUUUGUCCCUUGUCGUCUCUCAAGCAUUAAAGAGCUGAGGUGUGAGGUACGCGACGAAGCUCAUAGCGAACUAACAGAGACUUUUGCAUCACAUACGUUUGUCGGUAUUGUUGAUGAACAACGGCGCCUUGCUGCCAUACAGUCUGGGGUAAGAUUAUUUCUGGUUGACUAUGGGCAUGUCUGCUUCGAGUACUUUUAUCAGCUUGGUCUGAACGACUUUGGCAACUUUGGACUGUUGCAGUUUUCUCCUGCACUGAAUCUGCGAGAGCUACUCACUGCGGCGGCAGAGGUUGAAAAGGAGUCGUUAAAGGUCACCAACGAGAAUUUUAACGUGGAGACGAUUGUCGAGAAAGCUCACGACCAGCUGAUUGAAAGACGUGAGAUGCUACAGGAGUACUUUUCGCUCGAGAUCUCGCCAUCUGGAGAGCUGCUUUCCAUUCCGCUCAUGGUCAAGGGCUACACGCCGUCGCUUGCCAAGCUACCCCGAUUCUUGUUGCGUCUAGGCCCCUUUGUAAACUGGAAUGAGGAGAAACCCUGUAUGGAGUCCUUUCUGCGAGAACUGGCUACGUUUUAUGUACCAGAGCAGCUGCCGCCAAGUCCAGUAUCCGACGACCUGAGUUCCGAAAAGCUGCUACCGGAACUCAAGAUUCGCCGUCAACACAUUCGCUGGGCUGUCGAGCACAUCUUUUUCCCAGCAUUCAAGUCGAGACUUACGGCUACGAAGGCUUUAAUGGACGGUAGCGUGUUGGAAGUGGCCAAUUUGAAGGGCUUAUACCGAGUGUUUGAGAGAUGCUGAGACCCUCCCAGCCCAUAACCAUCUACAACAGAGAAACACAUACGGUAAUGUUAAUGACAUAUAAAUAGUUAAUAUUAACUUUUGUAAAUAGCUAUUUUGUGUUUUUUUUUUUUUUUAGUUUGUAGGCUUGUUCUUUUUCUUGUAGGCUAGGAAUCUCGUCAAGUUCAUAACAGCUUCAUCGGCACGUAGUCUCAGUUCAGAUUGAGUUCUCUUGUCAACAGACUUGGCCAUGGAUCUCGCCUUGGCAAUAGAUGACUCAAGAUGGCCGAUAAAGUUGUUGCCCCAGAAAACUGACUUGUCAUACGAGGCUUCCUCGUUACCGUAGAUGUCGAAGAGCUGGUUGAAUGCCUCGACAGCAUCGGCGGCAGGGGUGUUGGGCAGCGCAACCACAAGUGUGAUCAAAAAGGUUCCGAUUUCGCGGUUAAGAUCCUCAGAGCAAGGGUCGAGUGCUAGCUGGCCGAGGACGCCAAUACAUUUGACGCCUAGACUUUGGAAGGGGUCUUCAUCCUCAGCAGGGUGGUUGGCAGAUCCCUUCGUGGCCUGGUACAGCGAGAUGAACUUUUGUUGCUCGCCGGUCUUGAGAGGUGUCUUGCUCUGCAUAGCACGAGCCACUGCCCAGGCAAUGCUAGUGACUUGUGUAGCGAGCGUGAGGUCGGCGGUAUCAGAAGCAAGGAUGGGAGACACGACGCGCUCCCAAAUUGAGUGAGCGGCUGGUGACCACGCCUUUUGAAUACCGGUGUUGUGGUCGUCAGAGAAGUCGACCAGAGAUAGCGACCAGGCAAUGUUGUUCAGAGCGGAAAGAGCAUGGCCUUGGAUGGCAAUGGCUUCGUCGUUGGAUGGUUGAGAAGAAGCAAUGCGGAUCAGUUCGGGAAGAGUUGUGUCGAUAAGCGCUUGAAGCACUGGUAAGUCGCUAAUGUUGUCGUCAUCGUCUCCGCCAGUAACCAUGUCCAUAUCAGCUUCCAUGGCCUCCUGGUCCAUUUCAUCAUCCUCAUCCUCGUCUUCCUCAGCGUCGUCCUCUCCGUCUUCAGCCAGUUCUUCGUCAUCGUUAGCGUCAUCCAUGUUCUCAUCAUCUUCAGCACCCUCGGGGCCACUGCCAUUUUGAGCUGGGCGAGCAGGCUUUGCAGAAGCACCCCCAGUCAUUGUUGUUGUCAGGCUGGUGCCGAUGGCGGCGAUGGUUUCAAGAGCGAGCUGCUGGUAUUCGACAGGGUUAGACCAGCCAGAGCCUUCUGAGAUGACGUUUUCCGGAUUAAAAGUCGCAAUGGCCUUUGUGAGGGUGGGAAUCAGGACGGCAUCAUCGCCGUCGUCGGACUCGGCGCCCUUGCGAGAUCCUGCGAGAGACGCGAAGAUGUUGUGGAGAACAGCGCAAGCAAGGAUGCCAUCGCUGUUGACUUCAUCCUUCAAGGACAUGAUAGAAGUGACAAAGGGGUCGUCUGAGGCCUUGGCGAUGCUUUCGGCAAGCUUUUCGUUGUCUUCGCAAAGAAUCAUGAAGCAGGCCAGAGCGUCCGUUUUCAGGGCAUCAACGCCCUCUUCAUUCUCGAUAGGGCUCUUGUAUGACACAAUCAGUGCCAGCAUACGGGUGAUUGUGGUGUUGGACGAGAUGGCGACGAGGAUGUCAUCUCCAGCCUCGGCCAAAGCUGUGAGCAAGGAAACAAGAGACGAGGCAAUGCUCCAGCAAACACCUCUCUCGGCCUUUGUGCUGUUUGAGAAGAGCAUAGCCUUUUGUUGAAGCUUUUCAGUGAU